Messenger RNA from Dentiscutata erythropus, 156 nucleotides. The record is from the annotation of a GenBank genome assembly. NCBI's taxonomy places the organism in Eukaryota, Fungi, Glomeromycota, Glomeromycetes, Diversisporales, Gigasporaceae.
UAUCCAACUCGGAUAGAAACGCUCUAUUCCUCAGAUCCAUUUCAAAAUUAUUUUCUAUUUGCCGAUAUGCUUCAAAGAAGUAUCUCUAAAGAGUCAGAUUAUAUAACUCCUGAUCUUAUACUGAGAAAUACGAGACAUAUCUCUUUAGAGCUGUGA